This is a messenger RNA of Drosophila hydei, 1603 nucleotides long. Its product is annotated as hexokinase type 1-like. NCBI's taxonomy places the organism in Eukaryota, Metazoa, Arthropoda, Insecta, Diptera, Drosophilidae. Gene Ontology annotation, cellular component: cytosol; mitochondrion. Gene Ontology annotation, molecular function: D-glucose binding; mannokinase activity; glucokinase activity. The transcript has a single exon. The coding region runs from base 156 to 1499 and encodes 447 amino acids. Gene Ontology annotation, biological process: glucose 6-phosphate metabolic process; glycolytic process; intracellular glucose homeostasis. The record is from RefSeq and is a predicted model, not a curated record.
AUGACAAUCAAAGCACUCGGUAAUAAGUAAAUAUGACAGAGAUUUCUUCCAUUUUUUAUCAUAAUAAAAUGUUUCAUUGAACACUACACGAUUAGCCGAAUACUACAUGACUUUCCGCACAGUCAAAAUUAUUCGUUUAUAUUUCAUGCAAUAAGAUGCAAUUUGAUCCCGAGGAGGACUUUCCAGAGGCAUGGAAAUUGUUAAAGCCUUUCAUGCUCAGCGACGAGACUCUGGUAACCCUCCGCAAUUCAAUGUCGCGUGAAUUACUUAAAGGUCUGGCCAGGGAUACCCAUGACCAAUCCUCUGUACCCUGUUUGCUGAGUUAUGUACAACAGUUGCCGACGAGCCACGAGCGAGGUCGUUUCCUUGCUUUAGAGAUGUGGCCUACCAAUUGCCGUAUUAUGCUAGUCAAGUUCGGUAGCGAGAAGGACAUAUACAUGAGCUCCAAGUGCGUCAUUGUGCCACAUACGGUAGCCGCAUCGCGAGGCACUACGCUUUUCAACUUUCUGGCCUACAAUAUUGCGGUGUUUGUCAGAGAUAAAAAAGUUGAGAAGGAUAACCUUCCCAUGGGAAUUGCAUUUGCUUUUGAACUUAAUAAAUUGUCUCUUGAUGUGGGGAUUUUGCUCAGGUGGACCAAGGGCUAUGGCGCUCAAGGAGCGGUGGGUAAGGACGUGGUGCAGCUGCUCCGGAAUGCUCUGGAUGAGUACAAGGAUAUACACAUAAACCUGAAUUCAAUUGUCAACAUUGCUAUCGGCGCACUAAUGGCAGUAAGCUGGUCGCACCCCAAUUGUAGAAUGGGCUUAAUUGUGGGCACAAACACAAAUGCUGCUUAUGUGGAGAAGACUGAAUCGUGCGAAUUAUAUGAUGGCGAUCCGUCCAUCCCAAUAAUGAUAAUCAAUACUGGGUGGGGUAACUUUGGCGGCAAUGGACAUUUAGAGCUUAUACGCAACGAGUUCGACAAAUUAGUCGAUUCUGUGUCUAGCGUACCGGGCACAAAGUUUUAUGAGAAAUGCAUAAGCACCUUAUAUAUGGGCGAGUUAGUGCGACUUAUUGUUGUGCGUCUAAUGAAUAUGGGAGUGAUUUUUAAGGGAGCGAGCAUGGACUACUUCGGCAUUCAAUGGAAAAUGGAAAUGAAGUCAAUUAUGGCAAUCGAAUCCGAUCCGCCGAAUGUUUACACAAGCGCCCAGGCAGUAAUGGAAAAAUUUCGUAUCCGAAAUUGUAGUCAACGUGACUUGGCAACGUUGCGAUUCAUAUGCAAAACGGUCAGUCUGCGUUCUGCUCAGCUGGUAGCUGUUGGUGUAGCCUGCUUAAUCAAUCGGAUGAACUCCCCAAACAUUUCGAUUGCUGUUGAAGGUGGGGUAUAUCGUUUGUAUCCCAGUUAUCAAAUGAACCUCAAUAAGUACGCCUUAAUGCUGACCAAUCCUCAAAACAAGUUUGAGUUCAUCAUCGCAGAAGAUAGUCCAGGAGUUGGUGCUGCCAUCGUAGCUGGUCUAGCAUAAGCAAUAAAAACCGAAAAUAGUGAGCAAGUGUAGUAGCGUAGAAAUAAUAUAGAUUAAAUUAUUUAAUGGUCUUAGCAUAUACGUCUAGACUAUGUGUAUAUUAA